AAUGAUGAUGAUGAUGAUGAUAAUAAUGAUAAUAAUGAUAAUAAUGAUAAUAAUGAUAAUAAUGAUAAUAAUGAUAAUAAUGAUAAUAAUGAUAAUAAUGAUAAUAAUGAUAAUAAUGAUAAUAAUGAUAAUAAUGAUAAUAAUGAUAAUAAUGAUAAUAAUGAUAAUAAUGAUAAUAAUGAUAAUAAUGAUAAUAAUGAUAAUGAUGAUAAUAAUGAUAAUAAUAAUGUUGGUAAUGAUAAUAAUUGUUAUAAUCAAAGCGCUCAUAAAAGUGUCAAUAAUAAAGGGUAAAUUUUUUUUGGAUCCAGGAAGGUACAUUGUAAUUCUGGUCGCGAAUUAGCAUUGAUUGACUGAAAAGUACAGAAACGAAAAUAGAACUAACUUUAAUUUUCAAACAGUUUCAAUUCUGCUUCCUUAAUCCUAAUUAAAACGACGCAUUUAAAUUAAGAAUUUCGAUUUCGAAAUUUGAGAUUAUAGUAUUUAUGUAAUUGUUUCAUUUAAAUAGGAUAUCAUUUUAUAUUUUUAUGUUUAGAUUUUGUGUACUGAAUAACAGUAUGUUUUGCAGUGGACACGGGGGUACUUCAUUACGAUAACCACUUUUUUGUUAUAAGAACCUUUUUUUAUAAGAGCGUACAGACUGAAAUAAACCAAUUUUUUGAGAACAUACUGAGAACAUACCUAGGCUGAGAGUCAGUCGAGAACGUCCUUAUUUUUCUCAAUUUUAUUUUUUGAGAAGUAUAAUUAAAGGUAAAACAAAUGUAAAGUUUGAUUUUAAGACGCUGCGGGAAGGUCUAGGAGUGAGGCGCUCCCCGCGGCGCGCUAACCUGUUAAUUAUUUUCUCACUUUUUUUUCCUUUUUUUUUUUUUUACUUCCUCGACGGACUUCGCUGAAAAGGAGGGACUGAUCGUAGUCUACUGGCACGAUUCACUAAAUGACAUGUCAGUUUGAAGUCGAACUUAGUCUGGUGGCGUCCAAAUUGAUUUCUUGAAAUACUAUACCACACAGCUUUAAGAACGUGUUAAGAACGUUUUCAGGCUCAAAUCUGAAAAAAAGAUUGAGAUCGUUCGGCCUCAGCCCCCUAUAAUAAGGAGAUUUAUGAAAAAAAAUGUGCAGUCCGUAGGGAGACAGGAAGCAGUCUAUGCCAAAGAGAUUUGUAUAAGUAGUGCCUCUGACAAGUUUUGCUCCUACGAUCACCUGAAAUGCUCCUUAAGAUUUUGCACUUCAGUUGUAAAAAUACUCAGCGAUACCACACUUAAAAGGAUAAAAUUGACAUGAUUGCGAUCGUCACAUGUUAUUUCUACCUCUGGUCCAUGGAUUGAAAAACAAUACUGUGUCCUCGGAAUGCGCGCGCGCUCAUUUCUCUGAUUACGUGAUUUUUAUGUGCAAUACAGGAUGCGUGGUGCAAAACUGAGGUAUCACCCUAAGAUAAUGAUAAUAAAAAUGAUAAUAAUAACAAUAAUAAUAAUGCUGGUAAUGAUAAUAAUUUCUAUGAUCAUAGACAAUUAUAA
Molecule: messenger RNA, 1508 nt
Organism: Pocillopora meandrina
Lineage: Eukaryota; Metazoa; Cnidaria; Anthozoa; Scleractinia; Pocilloporidae
Source: the annotation of a GenBank genome assembly